This is a messenger RNA of Brenthis ino (lesser marbled fritillary), 1158 nucleotides long. NCBI's taxonomy places the organism in Eukaryota, Metazoa, Arthropoda, Insecta, Lepidoptera, Nymphalidae. The record is from the annotation of a GenBank genome assembly.
AUGGAGGAGAGCCCUCUCUACGUUCACAAGGAAUUUCAGACCGACGAAGUUGCUACUGAUCACUGGGAGAUAGCCCGAUCUCGAGUGCAUUUGGGCGCUCUGAUUGGAAGCGGUGCUUUUGGGCGCGUGCAUGCCGCCCACCUAGACAUGCCAGGCGGGGAAACCAUCACUGUAGCAGCUAAAAUGCUAUGUGAUACUGCAACUGAAGAAGAAAUGCAAGACUUCCUGCGAGAGAUUGCGAUGCUUAAACACGUUGGUUCACACAAGCACGUCAUCAGACUGAUAGCGUGUUGCACGCGACGGUCACCACUUAUAGCGUUAUUAGAACACGCACCAAGAGGUGACCUACUAACUUUGCUCAGAGCGGCGAGAGGCAGACGAAAUAUCGAAGUUCAGAAAACGACUGAAGAAUCUGAACGUAGCGUAAAUGGACGCCCGUCUGAAGCUGACACAGAGUACACGAAUCUUAGUGACUCAGACCCUCCUCUGUAUGGGAAUUUUGAUGAAAAGUCAAAUGACAGUACAAUCCAGAGGAAGACCAACGACCAUUACGUAGCCGAGCCAGCGUUACAGUUAGAUAGUACUAUUAUGCGAGACUAUGCGCUACAGGUUGCUUUGGGAAUGAGACAUUUAGAAGACCGGGGAAUUACACAUAGAGACCUUGCUGCUCGUAAUAUAUUAGUUGAUGGAGCGGGAGUGUUAAAGGUAGCAGAUUUUGGGCUCUCUAGAUCGGGGGUCUACGUGCACACACGGUCCCGACCAGUCCCACUCCGGUGGCUUGCCCCAGAAGCUAUAUAUAGUUCAAGCUAUUGCAGUGCGAGUGAUGUUUGGGCUUUCGCUGUUUUGCUGUGGGAGAUAGCUACAUUAGGUGGCUUUCCCUACGCAGAAUUAAGUAACCAAGAAGUACCACAAUACUUAACCGAAGGACGUCGAUUACCAAAGCCAGCUCGAGCGUCCCCAAGUCUAUAUCAACUUAUGAUAGUAUGUUGGUCAGAAAACCCUCAGGAUCGACCGACCUUCGCAGAAAUAGUGGAUAAAUUGACUGUCCAGCAACAACUAUACGUGGAUCUUGACUGUGUAUUUCCUCCUAUAGAAGAUAAUUUUACAAAUCCUACUGAUUAUAACUUUACUAUAUUCAACGGUGUACACGUCGACCGA